This is a messenger RNA of Sebastes umbrosus (honeycomb rockfish), 1608 nucleotides long. Its product is annotated as 3 beta-hydroxysteroid dehydrogenase type 7-like. NCBI's taxonomy places the organism in Eukaryota, Metazoa, Chordata, Actinopteri, Perciformes, Sebastidae. The record is from RefSeq and is a predicted model, not a curated record. Gene Ontology annotation, biological process: steroid biosynthetic process. Gene Ontology annotation, molecular function: 3-beta-hydroxy-Delta5-steroid dehydrogenase (NAD+) activity.
AAGAAAAAGCUCCCAGCUCUCCUCCUCCUGUGUCUGGUGGUGUGUUGGUGCUGCUGCAGCCUGCAGAGCUCAGUGCUCACAGAGAGAAGUGACAGUCACCAUCAGUCCAGUUCUCUGCUCCACACUCAGCAUGUCUGGUCCCGUUUAUCUGGUCACCGGAGGCUGCGGCUUCCUCGGCAGGCAUCUGCUGCGGGUUUUACUGGAGAAGGAGGAUGAACUGGCAGAGAUCCGGGUGUUUGACAAACACAUAGACUCGAGUUUAAACGAACUCAGCACAGAGCGAACAAAGGUGGUGGUCAUUCAGGGAGACAUCACAGACUACAGCAGUGUGUUGGAGGCGUCCCGCAGCGCCGAUGUCGUCAUCCACACAGCCAGCUUAGUGGACGUUUGGCACAAAGUCCCAGAGAGCCUCAUCGUCUCUGUCAACGUCACAGGGACGGAGAACGUGAUCAAGGCCUGUGUAGAGUGUGGCAUCCAGUGCCUGGUCUACACCAGCAGCAUGGAGGUGAUUGGCCCCAACGUCGACGGAGACGACUUCAUCAGGGGCAAUGAAGACACACCUUACAAAGUGAAACACAUUAUGGCCUAUCCCAAGAGCAAGGCAAAGGCCGAGAAAAUCGUGUUGGAAGCUAACGGCACAAAGGUGAAGGGUGGAAAGUGUUUAUACACGUGUUCUCUGAGGCCGACGGGGAUCUACGGCGAGGGCCACGAGCUAAUUAAAGACUUCUACAAGUUGGGUGUAAAUAGAGGAGGCAUGAUCGUCGGGGGGAUCCCAGAAGACUCUGAACAUGGACGGGUCUAUGCAGGCAACGUGGCCUGGAUGCAUGUACUCGCAGCCCGAGCCCUGAGAGAGCGCCCGCAGACAGUCGGAGGUGAAUCUUUCUUCUGCUACGAUGACUCACCCUACAAGAACUACGAGGACUUCAACAUGCUGUUCCUCUCCACAUUUAACUUCAGAAGAGUCCGCAUACCCUUUCCGGUGUUGUGGUUCCUGGCCAUGCUCAAUGAUGUGCUCCGCUGGAUACUGAGCCCCUUUCAUAACUACACACCGUUGCUGAACAGUUACACCUUCGCCGUGGUUUGCACCUCCUUCACUGUCAGCACAGACAAAGCCCUGCGCCACUUCCAGUACCGCCCUCUGUACGACUGGGACCAGUGUCGCGCCCGCACACAGAAAUGGGUCGACACAUUCUCUGUGGAUGACCCCAAAGCCUCCUGAUGUGACCUCAACUACAACACGCAUCAGAAGCUGCUAGGUAGACAUGCAGGACUCCGGAUAUACAGCGUAAAGGAAUAAUCAGCUAUUAAAAGCAAACUGUAUUCACAGUAUAAAAAGAUCUUUUCAUUGUUUUAUUUGUCUAGCGUUCUUAGCUUAGUCAUGAAGAAAACACAAUCAAAGAAUUUAUUCUGAUGAAGCACAUACUUUAAUAGCCUUGUUAUGAUUUAUUAUUAAAUUCCAUUGAAUUAAUUUUGUUGGUGUUUAGUUGGUACAAGGGAUCGUGCUUCUUGUUGAGAAUGUGCUGUAAUAUUCAGAUAUUAAACAUUUCUACAUCAGAGCUGUAACAUCAGCAUUUGUAAUUAUGUAAAUUAUGACAAAUGUAAACACAA